GGGUUGCCUAGAGGGCGGAAGUCGUUUCUUCUGAUUGGCAACAUUGUUGGAGCAAUUCCAGCCAAAUUUCGGUUGAGGGUUUCCCAGGAAGGCAUCAGUUCUCUGGCAGAACAGAAUUCUUCUCCGCUCUCCUCUCUACAUUAGAACGGAUAUAUUAGACCACUUCUACUUCACGUAAAGAAGAUGGCCGCUACAUUCUCCUACGCCCAAGCAGCUAAGGGCAUUGCCCCGGCGCAGUCGCCAGUCAAGGCAGAACUGACCAACGAGUCUUCGAACACCGAAGAGCAGACCGCCGACUCCACUUCUCAGGCAAACACAGAUAUCGUCUCUUCCAAGGUCGAGACGGCUCAGGAGCCCGAGGUGACCGAGGCCGCCGACAAGGAAGUCGAUCACACGGCCAACCGCAAAACGAGCGUUUCCGGAACAGCUUCUCCCAGCGAUGGCAGCUCGUCUACGUCUACCGUCCCCAAGGAUGAGGAGGAAUUAAAUACGCCCAACGGUACCUCGGAAUCGACCUGGGAUAAGCAGUCACAGGUCUCCGGAACCGAGAAGGUGACCAGCGCAGAGGGUGCUAAGGAUAAGACCACUGAGAAAGAAAAGAGUGUACCGGCUAAGGAGCUGAAAGUCGCCCCUCUUCCGACAGUGAACAUCUGGCACCAGAGGAAGGAGGCACAGGAGGCCAAGGCGAAGGCCAUCGCAGCGCUGAAGCCCAGUGCCAACGCCGGAACUUCCAAGACUACGUCCGCCGCUUCCUCGAUAUCCGGUGAUCACCAGCCAGAGCCCUCGAAGCCCGCUUCCAAGAAGAAGGGUUCUGACGUCUCGGAAGGCCCCAAGGAGCGCAAGAAGGCCGAUGGAGGCAAGGGACGUGAGGACAGUGCCAGCAUUCCUCCGGUAGGCGAUGCCAGCAUGUGGCCCACCCCCCAGGUUGCCAAGGGUGAGGAGAAGAAGAAGGUCCAGGACAAGACCGAAAAGGCUGACAAGAGCCCUGUCAUCCGGCCUCAUGGCAAGGAGAAGUGGACUCCCGUUCCCUACGUACCGACUGCCGUUUUCAACACCCCUCUCCCUACCGCUCGUAGAGGCGGAAGAACUGCUCGUGGUGGAAGGGAAAACACUCGCAACGGGACUCAUGGCAGUGGAGCCGAUAAAAUGGCCCAGGCUUCGACGGGUAAGCAGGCCGCUUCUGCCGACAGAGGACGGAACGACCAGAACUCCGGUCGCGCAAACUCGCUCCCUGCACAGACGAGACGUUCCAACAGCGCUGAUGCCGGAUUGCCCGACGGUCGUAAGCACCAGGCAGCGGACCGUGGCCGUGGGUCUAAAGCGGAUAAUGCGAAUGCCGGGAAAAACGUGAACGGUGCCGAGACCUUCCCUCGCCACCACCGCGAUGCUAAGCAGUUUGCCAAGGGCCAUGAUGCAGGUCACAAGGCCGGCGAGCAUGGCUCUCGGAACCCCCAGAUGUCCGUGGAUGCCCAGUCCGCUCCCCGGUCUGGCCCUACACAGGACCGCCGCUUCGAGAAUGGCCCCAAGUCGGCGGAUUUUGCCGGUUUCCACGACCGCAAGGAGAAGGACUUCCCUCGCGAGUCGCGUGCUGACCGAGGCCGGGGCUCUCACCGCGGAGGCCGUGGAGGCUUCAGCGGUUCUCAGAACUCCCACUUCCCCAACAACCACGUUUCUCACCACAACUUUACCAACCCCAAGGCCUACGGCUUCAAUGAACGGCAGCGGUCGCAACACGGUGCGGUCAAUGGCUCGCAAGGACACAGAAUGAACAUCAGGUCACCUUCUUUGCCGAACUCGGCUGCCAUGUAUGGGGCCUAUCCUUUCCCCGGUGACAUCAACACGAUGUAUGCCUAUCAGCCAAUGCACGCUGGGCCGAUGACCGCCUAUCCCUACCCCCAGUACGUGGAGCCGUUCUCUCUUAUGAACAUGAUUUCCAUGCAGCUGGAGUACUAUUUCUCUGUCGACAAUCUGUGCAAGGACAUGUUCCUCCGCAAACACAUGGAUUCUCAGGGCUUUGUCGGACUGGCUUUCAUCGCUAGCUUCAAGAGAAUCAAGACCCUGACCGAAGAUAUCGAGCUCCUGCGUCAUGUUUCCCGUCACUUGAGGACCGUUGAGUACUUCGCAAGCGAAGAUGGUCUUGAUCGGUUGCGUCCCAAGGAGCACUGGGGACAGUGGGUUUUGCCUCUGGAGCAGCGUGAUCAAACCGCCCAGAACGAGGGUCCCUCCCUUGCCAGCCACACUGCUCAGCCCGAGGAGACUUUUGUGUCGCAGGUUCAGGUUGAUGGAGUGGCAAAUGGACAGCUCUCGAACGGCACGGCCGAAUCCCACGGUCCCAAGACCUCACUAUCGUCUGCAGCACCAGAAUUUUCGCCUUCUAACAAUCUGAGUGCUCAGACUGAAGUUUCAAAUGUGGACUAGCUGAAUUCAGCAUUUGCCUCUCCCAACCUGGCAUCCCGGCAACCAAUCUAUCAGCCAGGUCAUCGACAUACGAAAUUUCAUGCCAUGCGCAGGCCUUUCAUUAGACUGCGAAGGCUGAUCCGCCGGUAUUCCG
Aspergillus heteromorphus CBS 117.55 is the source of this 2551-nucleotide messenger RNA. Its product is annotated as La domain family. Gene Ontology annotation, molecular function: RNA binding. Gene Ontology annotation, cellular component: cytosol; cytoplasmic stress granule. The coding region runs from base 184 to 2418 and encodes 744 amino acids. The transcript is spliced from 3 exons. Gene Ontology annotation, biological process: positive regulation of translation. The record is from RefSeq and is a predicted model, not a curated record. NCBI's taxonomy places the organism in Eukaryota, Fungi, Ascomycota, Eurotiomycetes, Eurotiales, Aspergillaceae.